UGUUUUUUUCCGAGAAGCUCUUGUCACUGUGAACAAUAACAUGGAGACCUGGGUGAACGGGCGCUCAGGGCAGCUCCCGGCGAACGUCUCCGAUGCCGUGUCUGUGAGCGAGUCUCAGGGCGGCGUGGCCGUGGUCCAGGCCUCGGGGAUGCAAGUUCUGUUCAGCCCCAGUGGGGAGGUGACGCUGAGAGUGGGCGAGAGCCUGGCUAACAAGCUGUGCGCACCCUGCGGGAACUUCAAUGGCGACGUCUCCGACGACCUGCAGCUGCCCAGCGGGCAAAUCGUGGGGAACAUCGCCGAGAUCAUCGACGCCUGGAAGGCCAGAGACUUUUUAGGAUGCCACGCUUCUAACAUCGUGUGAGCUGACCUGGGAGCUCUGUUGGUCCCUGCACAUUAGACGGCGCCAGCAUGGGUUUGGCCCAGGAAUUCCCACUACACAGAGUGCUGGAGGCAGCUGGGACUCACCAGGCCAUGCGUGUGGCUGAAACCCUGGGCUGAUGUGUACAGAGCUGUGUGAGGGAACUGGGUGUGCCACUUUUCCAGCUUUGGAUAUCUCAGCCUAGACACACACACACACACGCACGCACACACUCACGCAAACAUGCAUUGUAUAGAGCUAGCUAUAAGGUUAGAAUCACAGAAUAUCAGGGUUGGAAGGGACCUCAGGAGGUAUCUAGUCCAACCCCCUGCUCAAAGCAGGACCAAUUCCCAACUAAAUCAUCCCAGCCGGGGCUUUAUCAAGCCGCACCUUAAAAAAUAUUGAAUUAUCAAAAGUAUCCAAAGGAAUUAGGCACUAGAGCUGGUUGAAAUUUUUUGGCCAAAACUGCAGAAUUGAUAACACCAAAAUGUUCCACAAAU
Molecule: messenger RNA, 858 nt
Organism: Mauremys mutica (yellowpond turtle)
Lineage: Eukaryota; Metazoa; Chordata; Testudines; Geoemydidae
Product: kielin/chordin-like protein
Exons: 3
Coding region: 41-361 (106 amino acids)
Cellular component (GO): extracellular matrix
Source: RefSeq, a predicted model, not a curated record